GUGCCGUUUAGACUUUUCCACCGCUGCUCCUGUCUGUCCUCCUCUGCCUCCCCGCGGCAUGCUUUCCCGCGAUAAAAAGCAACCGCACAGUCCAAACUAGUCCAGAGCACUCCACACCGCCUUCGCACCUCAUAACGAUGCCGGGCUCCUGGUUCUACAGGCUGCGCCGCAAGAGAAGCGCUGCUGCAGCUGCCGCCGCCGCCGAUGAAUCGGCAAGAGAUCUCGCGAGCAAGCCGCCGGGAAGCGAUCGUGCUCCGGCGGCGCCGUUGGCGGCGAACAGAGCGUCCUACUACGUGCCGAGUGGAGACCGUCGUGGUUGCACCGGCAGCACCAAGGGCGGCGGCCAUGGCCAUGGCAGCCACCCUAAGGUCCGGGACACGCGGUUCCCGCUUAGCCCGCAGCGGCAGCACGCGGACAUCGUCUUCGACGUCGACCGCUCCAGCUUCGGCCUGGUCAAGAAGGCCAUGCCGAUGCCGAUGCCGAUGCCGACGCUCCCGGAGCUCGAUCUCAAGCUGCGGCCCAUCCUCACCAGGCCCGCCGCCACCAGCCCCUCGGACGGCGUCGCGGCAUCGCCGGCCAUGUCGCCGACGGCCAGGCUCAUGCGGCGGCGGAAGCUGAGCGGCGGGGGGAAGGGGAUGAAGGAGCAGAGGCGUCCGGCGUGGCGGCGGUGGCUGCGGGAGAGCUUGGUGGUGGUGAAGGAGUCGGCGGACCCUGAGGAGGAUUUCCUUGCGAGCAUGGCAGAGAUGAUGAUGAUGGCGGCCGCUGACGACGGAGACGACCGGGGACUGGAGGAGCUGCUGGCGUGUUAUCUAGCCCUCAACGCCGCCGACCACCACCGCGCCAUCGUCGCCGCCUUCCGCCGCGCCUUACUGGCUCCUCCACGGCUCCACGCGACCAUCGGCCACGGCCAAAGCAAAGGCCGCGAACGCUAGUUAAUUAGACUCAAUACGUUCUCGAAUCUCGAUCGGCUGCUGCUACGAGAGUAAGGUCGUGCAAUAUACCUGCGUUCAGUUUUUUCGUUUUUGGAACAACUCUGUUUUCUGUUGUUUGCCGAUGAUCAAUCCGUUGAUGCUAUUGCUGUGCACGCAUGGAUCUACGCAUGGACGCACCUGUACAAAAUUCUGUUUUUUCAGCUUACUGAAUACUGAUGUCUGAUAGUACUACAA
Brachypodium distachyon (stiff brome) is the source of this 1166-nucleotide messenger RNA. Its product is annotated as transcription repressor OFP1. The transcript has a single exon. Bases 138 to 932 code for a protein of 264 amino acids. Lineage: Eukaryota; Viridiplantae; Streptophyta; Magnoliopsida; Poales; Poaceae. The record is from RefSeq and is a predicted model, not a curated record. Gene Ontology annotation, biological process: negative regulation of DNA-templated transcription.